AUGCUUCGAGCGGCAAUAGGAAGACACAGUUUGGCCGCUAGGCGCUCGUUUUCGACCACAAAUGCGUGUCUUUUUGCUAGCAAAAGGUUGCGACCAGAUCCUGAUAAAGUACCAAGGUCAGAACCGAUUAAUUUGAGCGACGAGGCCUUUCGCAAGACGAACACUAUCGAAGACUAUGCUAUGUACGACGUUGAGCCGCCGCCCAACAAUGUCGACACUAUCACCUCUGAUGGAUUUGUUCUCGCAAACGGGGCUCGCAUCACUUCUAGCGCAGAGUCGCCUCUAGGUCUGAUCUUGAUCGGCCAUGAAGCUUACCAGGUCGACCUGUCCAACAGUAUCACAGGUCUCGAUUCAGGUCGAGUAGAAAUCGAUGUGGAGAAGGUUAUGGGCGUAUUUCAGGUCGUCAAUCCUAAACCUGAGUUGCUAGUUCUCGGCCUAGGGGGGAAAUCACGCAUUCUGGGCUCCAAGACUCAAUCGUUCAUUCGUCAACUGGGAAUGCAAACGCAGAUCGGUACUACUCUGCAUGGCGCUAGCUAUUUCGAUUUAUUGGCCACUGAGAGAGGCAAGUCCGUUGCGGGCUUUCUGCUGCCCCCGAAUAUGUGA
Molecule: messenger RNA, 603 nt
Organism: Wickerhamiella sorbophila
Lineage: Eukaryota; Fungi; Ascomycota; Dipodascomycetes; Dipodascales; Trichomonascaceae
Exons: 1
Coding region: 1-603 (200 amino acids)
Biological process (GO): mitochondrial respiratory chain complex I assembly
Cellular component (GO): mitochondrial inner membrane
Source: RefSeq, a predicted model, not a curated record